Molecule: messenger RNA, 1335 nt
Organism: Purpureocillium lilacinum
Lineage: Eukaryota; Fungi; Ascomycota; Sordariomycetes; Hypocreales; Ophiocordycipitaceae
Biological process (GO): regulation of translational fidelity; 'de novo' cotranslational protein folding
Cellular component (GO): cytosol
Molecular function (GO): Hsp70 protein binding; ribosome binding
Source: RefSeq, a predicted model, not a curated record
AUGGCAUCGGCUGCGCACAUCACCAUCCCGCUGCCGCUCCUGCCCGAGGGCUGGAGCGCCGAAAAGGACUUCAAGGCCAUUGGCCAGCUGUCGGGCGCCACGCAGCGCAGCAUCGAGCCCGUCGGCCCUCACUUCCUCGCCCACGCCCGCCGCUCCCGCAACAACCGCACCUUUUCCGAGGACGACCGCAUCCAGGCGCAGGAGAACGCCAAGAAGAUUGAGGAUGGCGACGAAAGCGACGUCAGCGAGCCCGAGGACCCCAUGAUGCUGCAGUCGCAGGCCAAGGACUGGAAGUCCCAGGACCACUACAAGAUCCUCGGCAUCUCCAAGUACCGCUGGAAGGCCACCGAGGACCAGAUCAAAAAGGCCCACCGCAAGAAGGUGCUCAAGCACCACCCCGACAAGAAGGCCGCCCAGGGCGCCACCGAGGACGACCAGUUCUUCAAGUGCAUCCAGAAGGCGACCGAGGUGCUGCUCGACCCCGCCAAGCGCCGCCAGUACGACUCGGUCGACGAGGAGGCCGACGUCGAGCCGCCGACCAAGAAGCAGCUGCAAAAGGGCGACUACUACAAGCUGUGGUCCAAGGUGUUCAAGUCGGAGGCGCGCUUCUCCAAGACGCACCCCGUCCCGACGUUUGGCGACGUCAACUCGACCAAGGAGCACGUCGAGGACUUUUACAACUUUUGGUACAACUUUGACAGCUGGCGCACCUUUGAGUACCUCGACGAGGACGUGCCCGACGACAACGAGAACCGCGACCAGAAGCGCCACGUCGAGCGCAAGAACACCAACGCCCGCAAGAAGAAGAAGGCCGAGGACAACGCCCGCCUGCGCAAGCUGCUCGACGACGCGUCCGCCGGCGACGAGCGCAUCAAGCGCUUCCGCCAGGAGGCCAACGCCGCCAAGAACAAGAAGCGCCUCGACAAGGAGGCCGCCGAGAAGCGCGCCGCCGAGGAGGCCCAGGCCAAGAAGGAGGCCGACGAGAAGGCCGCCAAGGAGGCCGAGGAAAGGGCCAAGACGGACCGCGACGCCGCGAAGAAGGCCAAGGAGGCGGCCAAGAACGCCGUCAAGAAGAACAAGCGCGUCCUCAAGGGCUCCGUCAAGGACGCAAACUACUUUACCGGCGGUGACGCCUCGGCCGCCCAGAUCGACGCCGUCCUCAACGACGUCGAGCUCGUCCAGGGCAAGAUCGACCCCGACGAGAUUGCCGCCCUCGCCGGCAAGCUCAACGGCCUGACGGUCGCCGAUGAGAUCAAGGGCGUCUGGGCCGGUGAGGUCAAGCGCCUGGUCGACGCGGGCAAGCUCAAGGACGGCGAGGCCAAGACGCUGGCUUAG